Molecule: messenger RNA, 657 nt
Organism: Purpureocillium lilacinum
Lineage: Eukaryota; Fungi; Ascomycota; Sordariomycetes; Hypocreales; Ophiocordycipitaceae
Cellular component (GO): nucleolus
Molecular function (GO): rRNA binding
Source: RefSeq, a predicted model, not a curated record
AUGUUUUUCGCAAAGCCGAGACCGAAGAAGAGCAUACUGCCACCGCCAAGCAAAAAGCGAAAGACGACAUCGGCUGUCGAAGAGGUUACCUUCGACAACGACGCUCGCCAUGAGUUCCUCACGGGCUUUCACAAGCGGAAACAGCAGCGCAUAAAGUUUGCGCAGGAGCAGGCGGCGAAGCAAGCCCGGCAAGAAAAGCUGGAGACGCGAAAACAGAUGCGUGACGAGCGCAAGCGCGAAGUCGAGCAACACGUUGAAACCGUGAACCGACUACUAAGAGAGUCCGGCGCUGUGGUCGACCCCGUCGAGGCGGAGUCCGGCGACGAGGCUGAAGCUUCGGACGAAUGGGACGGCAUACCCGAUAAGCCCGACUUGGACAUCGUUGACCACGAGGAGGAAUACGUGGACGAAGAUCGUUAUACGACAGUGACAGUCGAGUCCGUGUCCGUAUCUCGGGACGGGCUGAGCAAGCCGCAGCUAGAGAAUGACAAAGAGCAAGACGACGAGAACGAGGACGCCGACGAAGACAAAGAGGGCAAGUCGGAGGGCAAAGAACCGAGCAGGCCCAAGAAAAAGAAGAAGAAGUUCCGAUACGAAACAAAGAUUGAGCGGCAGCUGACGGAAAGGAAACAUCGGGCCAAGUCAAGAAAAUAUUGA